Coccidioides posadasii C735 delta SOWgp is the source of this 1248-nucleotide messenger RNA. It is a transcript of the gene SPE3, whose product is annotated as putrescine aminopropyltransferase. Gene Ontology annotation, biological process: polyamine metabolic process. Gene Ontology annotation, molecular function: catalytic activity. Lineage: Eukaryota; Fungi; Ascomycota; Eurotiomycetes; Onygenales; Onygenaceae. The record is from RefSeq and is a predicted model, not a curated record.
AUGACCGCGUUGCUGAGCCAAGGCAGUCGGCUUCCCUGUCAUCUCGCAGGCCAGUUUUUCUUUUUAAACAGACCGGUACCUCAUCCGCAGCCUUCAGGAGCUAUCCUCAGAUUUUUUCAUACACUCAGUCAAGCCCCUCUUUCACGGCAGACAACCCCAACUACAACUAUGACGGAAAUCACACAUCCUACCAUCAAAGAUGGAUGGUUCUCCGAGAUCUCUGAUAUGUGGCCCGGCCAGGCCAUGACUCUCCGGGUUAACCAGAUCCUCCACCACGAGAAAUCCAAGUAUCAAGAUAUCCUCAUUUUUGAGAGCACCGACCAUGGCACCUGCUUGGUUUUGGACAAUGUGAUCCAGUGCACAGAGCGCGAUGAAUUCUCCUACCAGGAGAUGAUCACUCACCUUGCCAUGAACUCCCACCCAAACCCCAAGAAGGUCCUCGUCAUUGGCGGAGGUGACGGUGGUGUCCUCCGUGAGAUCGUCAAGCACGAAUCAGUCGAGGAGGCCAUUCUCUGCGAUAUCGAUGAAGCCGUCAUUCGUGCAUCUAAGAAAUAUCUUCCUGGCAUGAGCAUAGGCUUCCAGCACCCUAACGUCAAGGUCCACAUCGGAGACGGCUUCAAGUUCCUCGAGGAGAGAAAGAACGAAUUCGACGUUAUCAUUACCGACAGCUCUGACCCUGAGGGCCCUGCUGAGGUUCUGUUCCAGAAGCCUUACUUCGAAUUGCUCUACGGCUCUCUCCGAGAGGGCGGUGUCAUCAGUACUCAAGCUGAGAACCAAUGGCUUCACAUUAAGCUCAUCACCGACCUCAAGAAGCUCAUGAAGGAAGUCUUCCCCGUCGUUGAAUACGCCUACACCAGCAUCCCUACCUAUCCAUCCGGCCAGAUCGGAUUCCUCGUCGCCUGCAAGGACCCCACCCGCAAUAUCCGUGAGCCCGUGCGGUCAUGGACCAGAGAGGAGGAGGACAAGCUGUGCAGAUACUACAACCAGGACAUCCACCGCGCCAGCUUCGUUCUGCCAGGCUUCGCCAGAAAGGCUCUGGAGUAAUUCCACACAGCUUGGGUAGUUAAUGAGGGGUGUGUGGAAAGGAAUCAAUUAGAGAUAAGGCACGAAAAGGAAAUAACCAUAUUAGUCAGACAUAAAUAGCGUCUGUUGGAAGAUAAAACUUAUGUGAUGUGAUCCUGGAAAUGAAUGAGACAAAGACAUGUCCCAAAAAAAGAAAUCAACGGUUUUUUGAAUGAUAAGAAGAGA